Molecule: messenger RNA, 8061 nt
Organism: Symbiodinium sp. CCMP2592
Lineage: Eukaryota; Dinophyceae; Suessiales; Symbiodiniaceae
Source: the annotation of a GenBank genome assembly
AUGGAAGACGAGCCUGCGCCUUACAGCCCGCAGCUUCGGGCAGUGCUUCAGGAUCUGGACAGAGAGGUUCGACAGUUCGACCUCCGCUUAUUGGAAGCGGGCCUGACCGACGACGUCAGAGGUCUCUGUGACAGAUUAUACGACCUGGAAGCUGAGAGUGCAGCCCAAAGAGCGGAGAUAUCCCGCUUGCACAGCAGAUUGCACCGCUUGGAGGACCAGGUUCAUCAGGGCCGCGGCUGGCUCCUCCACUUGUCUGACAGGACUACAGCUUUGGAGGACGCCACUCAAAAACUGGCCAUUAAGGUCAGGUCACUUGUGACUCUUCUGCGAGAGACGCUUUCUGAGACGGAAGCUUUUGAACCCAGGAGUAAGCUUCGACGCCGCUGGCUUCACCAAGCACAUUGUGCCCCGGUGACUCCUCCCCUACCUAUGGAAAACAGCCCAGGUGCAUCCAGCGGUGAUCAAUCCUGGCAGCUUAUAGAGCAGAACCAGCCGGUGCCCGAGAAUGCAUCCUUUCAUGGGUGGCCUUCAGAAACUUCGACAUUUCUGCUUAUGCCAUUGCAAUCCACACCUCCUAGACCCAGCUUGCCUGCUACUCCGAAGGCACCCACUUGGCGGGCUCCCAGGGUGUGCUUGCGAUACAAUUCCCCUUUUCAGGUGGGGCGCAACGGGCGCCAGCCUACAGUUGCUCGGCUCCGCCCCUGCGCUCCCUUCCCCACUCCGCGGCAAGCCCCUAAAGCCGUGCCUGUGCAGCAGUCUACAUCCCAGAUCUUCCCGACAGCGAAGGCACUGCCGCACUUUCAGGACGCUUCAGCUUACGCGGUCUACCCCAUGCAGCAGCCUUCUCCUGUUCAGGUAUCGCUUUCCCUGGCAACGCCGAGACCAGUUCAGCCCUCAACAACAGCUUUGCGAGCACCUUCAGAGCUACACCCGCCUGCCUUUCGUGAGCCGAUUGCCGGCUUGGUCACCAGCAAGGAUAAUCAUCAGGCGUGCGAUGAACGCAACAAGGUACUUUUCGACCAGCUUUGUGCAUCGCAUGGUGCCUACAGCGAGGUGCUGCAACAGCUUUCAGGGAGUCGCGAGGGCACAGUGAUCAAGUCUCGGCUUCUCAGCAAGGUGAGUGACACCACGGCGGCCCGCUACCUUCGCUCAGUCCAGCUUUUCUUUUGUGCCUUUGAGGAGCUGGGUGGCAACAUGGAGUCCAUCGACCAAGGUCUCUUCCUUGAUGCUUUCUUCGCUUUAUCUCGAGGCUCCGAAACAGGCCCCCUUUCCAACAGCAUCAACGUGCUCAAGGCGCUGCGCUGGUACAAGAAGCUUCUUUCACUUGCAUGCCUCCCAGACCUGUAUGGCACAGCUUUCAGUCUCCUCUCCAAUCCGUCUGGCCAGGAGAAACGAGAGAGCAUACCACUGCCGCUUUCUUUUGUGGCCUUCCUUGAGCGCACCCUGCUUUCAGGCACAGCCAGCUUGAUGGACACCAUCUGGGCGGGGUCGUUCUUGGUGGCAAUCGGUGCGAGCCUCCGCUUCGCGGACGCCCAGCACGUCCGCUGGAGCUCACUUAGUGUGAGCCAUUUCACUUUACGGGGAAUAUGCUACAGAACUAGGACCACCAAAGGCGGAUGCCCCUUUGGUCUUCUCAGCUUCGGCCCCUUUUCGUCCUCUGAGGAAUGGGGGCUGACUUGGCUCCCCCGCUGGUUGGGAGCAUUGGACAAGGUUUGGUCCGACCUCCGCUCCCGCUUUGGGGCCCAGCCGGAACCAGAUUGCAUGUUUUUCCUCUUAAGUGAUGCAGGCUUUGCUCCGGCCACUUAUUCACAGGCCCUUCAGAAGUUGCGCCACUGGCUGACGCUUUCAGGGAUAGAGCAGCACCAAGCUUCUCAAUAUACGCUUCACAGUUUGAAGACGACCUUCCUUUCGUGGAUGUCUCAGCUUUCUAUCCCACUGGCGUCCCGCUUUCUCCAGGGACAUCAUAAAACCCCUGGCUCUGCCCAGCUCUAUUCACGGGACGACGUAUGGCCAGCCCUGAGAGCGCAGCUUCUUUUGUGGCGGUCGAUCCACUCCGGCUUCCGUCCUGCCAGGCCGCAACACCGAGGUGGACAAUCACCGCUUGCCGAGCCCCCCUUCGAGACGGCGGGGUUCCAAUGGGACGCCUUCAUCCCGGCACUUAGAUGUUUCUCGCUUGGCAGUGAUUUCCAAUCAUUCCUCGCCCUGGAACAACAGGACGGCGAACUUCGCGAAGCCCGAGAGUCAUGCUCAACGAUUACACGGUCAGGCCCCAAACUUCCAUCUUGUGUUCGCGCCCGGGCGCAGGUCGACCACUUCGAGGACUCCGAUGCCGAUGAUGCAGGCCCGGCUCGCCCUUCAGCGAUGGUCGUACCCACUUUGGAGGUCGACCCCACAUGGCAAGAUGCAAAGAGCGAGGGGCUUAGUGUGUCACAUGAGGAGCAGCCGCUUGAAGCUCCAUCUUUUCAAACUUCCCGCACAAACUGCAGGGAGGUGCGGUAUCUGCUAGGAGCUUCCGGGGUGGCACACCUCAGCAUUUCCCACCCCGGCUCCCGCAUGACCUGCUUGGCGUGCAAGGAUGCCCAAUGCCAGCUUAUGAAACAUAAUCCCGCUUUACUUCCAGCGUGGGUCAUGGCCAAGUUGUCCCCCGACUACGUGUUCAGCCUCCUCAAAAGCAUGAACGAGGCUGAGAGGGCCCACUUUUUGAAGCGAAUGGAAGGAGACCCGCUUCUUCCUUCCACAACGCCGGCACCCGCUUUGGCAGCAGCACCUUCGGAGCAGCCUGCUUCGAGCACCGUGAUCGACCCCAUCGGGGACUCUAUCGCUGCCGAAGAUUACGGGCCACCGGCCGCUUCUACGUCUUCUCCCUCGCCUGCUGCACCCACUUUGGAGGCACCAGCGGAGCCUAAAGCAGCCACCGGUGGCGAGAGCGCCCCCACGGGAGCCACUCCAGCUGCUCAGGGAGAAGAGGCCAACGCCGAGGCCACAGGUGACGGGGUCACAAACGCCAAACGCUGGCAACGUGAACCCGAGGUCAAGGAACCGCCGCCGCGACCUCCUUCGUCGCCCGCUUUGGCGUCGAACACCCCGAAGGCCGGGGUACCGCUGCUGAAGUCGAAGAGCAUGGCUACGCCCGCUCCACCCGCUUCGGUGGUCACUACACCCCCGGCGGCUACACCCAGCGCCCCUCCCGCUUCCAAGGCCCCGCCACCGCCGCUUGUGGAGGAGGGCACCACGGGCGGAAGCUCGGGAAACACAGGGCAACAGCCGCCCGCUUCAACACCACAGCGCGAGAUAGCCCCGCUUCUCGCCAGUGACGCCCCUGCCUCCCGCUUGGGACACACUAUCUAUGAUAGCGAAGGCCGGGCCACUUUGCAGCUGGUUCAAUUGUGGGCAUGCCGCCGCCAGUGUUCCCAAUGCGCUCAGGGACACUGUCAGGCGACAUUCAGCGACAGAUCCAACAGCUUCCACGUGAACCACUUAUGCAGAGACUGCAAACGCUCUCGUGGGCGUGAGCGCCAGGAGGCCACUUCGCAGUGGAACCACGGCCAAGAUGAGUGGGGCCAGAGCCAGACCGCUUGGGAGGACUCGCCCGCGUGGAGCUCCUGGAACUGGUCUGGACGGGCAUGGCAGCAUCACCCGCUGGAGCUCGGCUUUCGUAAGCCAGUCAUCUCGAGCACCGCUUCCCGCUUGGAAAAUAGGCGGCAAGCUAUGACAAUUGCAUCGAAGUAUGCCUCCGCUUUUGAUUCGCUCAGAAACAUGAAAUCACUUGUCUCCCCCGCUUGGGUCAAGCACAGCUCCCUCCCGCUCGGGGGCCUCUCUCGCUGCCUCGCGACAGGCCACAGGCCCACGCCUGAGAGUUCUUCACACCCCGCUUUACAUCAGACACUCAUCCCGCUCAGGUCUCUCGACAUGUCCGACUUCUCGCAGUUCGUAUCGGACUGCAACGUACCUCCCGCGGUGGCCUCUCUUCUUUCGGAGUUUGACACCGCUUUGUACGCACGUGCUUGCACAACUUCCUCCGAGCUAGAGGAAUUGAUCACCCACUUCAUGACCGAAGCCGCGGUGACAGAAGCAGCGGAACGCUUUAUCACUAAGGCGUCGUUACGCCUGCUUUUCUCCAAAUGCCGGCAGGCGGAGGGCAUGGCAUCCCUAGAAGCCACGCCCAGUUCUGCUCUCCCGCUUGGAGAAGCGCCUUCAACAGCUGUGCCAACCGCUCCGGCCGCAGUUCCGCUUUCCAGCUCAUGGCAGGAGGCUUGGCCGGCAAAACUCAGCGGCGAACGCACUGCAGCGCUUAGGAAAAGGUUCGAGGAGGAUUACCCCACUGAACUCCUCGAUGCCGAGAGCUUUCCGAGCGCCCGCUUGUUGGCCCUUACCAAUAAGAUGCUUUCAGAAAAGGAAGUGCGAUGGAUUCCCUGGAAGUACCGCUUAAGUGCAAGGGCGCAAGAGGACAGCUUGCUUAUCAGGCCGAAGAAACAGGCCCGCUUUGACAUCGCGGAGUUCUUCUUCGACGAGGCUCCAACCCGGGAUAUACAUGAAGGCCCCGCCUCCUUCAGCUUCGUGACACAGCUUCUCUCACUUGCUGCGAAUGCGAUCGCUUUAUGCCAGGGGGCACACCUAGGCUCCCUGAAACUCUACAACAAAAAAUUCACCCGCAUUUGCUUCACCAAAUACGAGGCCUCCGCCAACCUACGGGGCCCCACUACGAUGGAAGCCCAGGCAGCUGAUCGCCGAUGUUGGGAAAUCAUCGCCGACUUAGUCAAUGUGCAUCAUUGGAAGCUAGAUGAUGCGCUUCACGAAGUGGCGGAGGUGCGCUCUGAUUUGCACAGCUUACUUGCGCCCAGGCCAUUCGUGCCCAAACCCAAGCACGACCCGGACAACAGCUGGAAGGCCGGCGCCAAAGGCAACGGUCGUGGAGGCAAAGGCGGGGGCCGUGGCGGCAAAGGCCGCGAUGGCAAAGGCGAGAAGGGAGAACGCUUCGAGCGAGGCGGCAAAGGUGGCAAAGGCAAGGACAACAAGCAGGCGACGCCUCCCGGAAAAUGGCUUUCAACCAUCUUCAUGGUUGGCAAGCGCCAGACUCUUUGCAUGCGCUACCAGAGCGGUCAGUGCAAGGACCCAGCCACGUGCCGCUAUGUGCACAGAUGCGCAGAAACCCACUUCAGCGACCAGCGGGACAUCGCUGAGGAGGUCACAGUUGUCCCGCUUUCAGUGCCUGCUCAACCUUCAGGUUCAGCAGGUGCAACUUCGGCACUGCCCAAGGCUGGUGCCCCAGUAUCCAUUGCAUCUUUGGCAAUCAGUGAAGGCUCCCUCGACUUCGCUACCUGCUUGGAGCUUUUAGCGCAGUACUUUUCCAUUCCCUUCAUUGAUGCCGCAGGCCCCACUGACAAUGCCAUUGACGCUUCCGGAGCAUAUUUCAACCUGGGAGCUUUCUCCUUUGACAACGGCACCAGGUCGGGGAUAUUUCAGCGCACUGAACAAUUUUCCGAUGUACUUCGUUUCUUGAACGCUUUCAUGCAGCUUCAGUUCCCGGGUGCCCCUUGGAGCUCCUUGUGCGUGAGUCACAACGUUCGUACUCGCUUACACACGGAUGCUGGCAACGCUUCAGGAACACUCAAUCACACAGUUUCACUCGGCAAUUUCAGCGGAGGGGAGAUCUGGAUUAGCCCAGCUUUGGACCCGUCUGCUGCCAACAUCCCGGCCCCAUUGGAGGCCUCAUCCGAGGCCCACAGAGCGGAAGAUGCAAGCAAAGGUGAAUUGCGCGACACCUGGCAUUCACCGCUUUCCUUUAGCUGUGAAUCCCUCCAUUGUACGAUGCCAAUCCAAGGAGACAGGUGGGUAUUGACUGCCUACACUUGCAGGAACCUGCACAGCUUCGACAUGAAGUCGCUUGCCCAUUUAAGGUCACUGGGGUUCCCAUUGCCUCCAGUACCUACAACACUUCCUCAGGCUGUACCCUCUGCACCGAAGGACAACACGCACGUCGAGAUCUUCUUAGAUAUCUGCUGUGGUGCCUCUCACCCACUUACCACGGCGAUCUCAUCAUGUGGCAUCAUAUGUUUGCCCAUUGAUCUGCUUGGUGAGGAGCAGCUGGACCUCUUGCACGACGACACGUACGAUCACCUCCUUCGGUUAUGCUUCUCAGGCAUUGUACGUUUUGCUCAUGGAUCUCCGCCAUGCAAAGAGUACUCCCGCUUGAAGCUACGACCCGGGGGACCUGCUGCUAUCCGAUCCCCGGAACAUCUCAACGGGUUGCCGGGCAAUACAGCUUCACAGCAGGAACGCGUGGUAAGCAGCCAGAAGCUUCUGUAUCGCUGUGUAUGCCUGCUUCGGGCCGCUUUCAAUUCAGGUGCACAUGUAUCUCUGGAACAACCCACGAACGCGAUGUCUUGGCUUGAACCAUUCGUACAGGACAUGCUUGCUGAGAUACAGGCUUCACUGGUCAACAUCCCGGCAUGCUCAGUUGGCCAGGACAUAGCCAAAUCUUGGCUUUUUGCAUGCAGCUUCGAUGAUAUGCAAGCCUUGGCAGGUACAUGCUCUCAUUCAGAAGGUCAUCCUUCUGUGGCCGGCGUCAGGGACGAGCUUGGCAACUUUUUGUCACAGCGCACCGCAGAGUACCCCGCCCAGCUAGCAAACCGCUUUGCUCAGCAGGCGGCUCAACUUUUCUCGUCACGCCGGCCCUCCCACAGUGUUCCAAGUUGUUCUUUGGCUUUCGCACUCUCUUCAAUCCCCAAGAAGCCCCGGGCAGCGACCACUACAGCAUCACAGGAUGGCGGUGGCAUCUACUCCUUGCCGGACUGGUCAAUGGGCCCCAGAUACCAGUCUGACAGCUUGCACGCUUUGCGCAAAGAAUGGCAGUCCUGGCUCCUCUCGCACAGGAUACCACUUCGCCUUCAGCAACAUGUCGCAGCAGGCAGUAACAGCCCACUUUUCUCGGAAGAGGAAACAUCGUGGCUGCGUGGAUCCUUUAAACGCUUUUCGGACGCUCACUCCCCAGCUCAGGAUUGGGAUUUUUCUGUUAAGGAAGGUCAACCAUACUGCCUGUCGGCACUUGAGCGUUUGAGCACCCUCUUGGGGGACAAAGACACAACUUUAUUUCCCGCUUUGCAGAAGGGGGUCCCCACGGGCUUUGAUGGGGAUAUCCCUCGCAGCCACACCCUACGUCCCCGCAGUAUCCACACAUACUUGGACGACAAGCUGCGCUUCACUGGGACACCGCCGGGCACCAGCAUUUCUGAGGGGUCCACUUUGCUUUCAGCCCGGCACAAAACUCUACACAGCAAGAAUGAUCUCGCUUUGGUCCCGGUAAGCACAAAACGCAUGUGGCUUCGUGUUACAGACCCCACUUCUUCGAAGCGACGCCUUUCGGAGGCCAGCAGAGAAACACUUUCCUUCUUUGCCCACUUGAGCUCCAGGGAAUGGCGUCCUCGACCACUCCGACCACCACCUACCAGUUCGGUGGAGUCAGCGGCCGAUGCAUUCGGCAAGGGCAACGACUGUGGCGUUGGAGGUUGGCUAAGGCUCCCAGGCGGCAGACUGCUUUGGUUUGCCCAUCGCUACACCGUGCAGGACUUUCUGGAGCUUGGUCUGCCCAUGCAACCCGAUGCCAACCUGGACAUCUCCAGCUACGAGACGCUUGCACAAUGUUAUGUGCUUCUCGCUUUCUGGAAGGCCCAUGGAUCUGGUCGCUUGGCUUUGACAUUACCAGCUUUGAGCGAUAAUAGUGGUGCUGAGUCGGUGUGUAACAAGCUUUACACCUCUAAAGUACCACUUAAUCUUUUUGUCCGCAAGCUCUCCAUGUGGAGCUCUAUUACCGGUGUCACUUUGGACUGCAGCCACAUCGCUGGCGAGAAGAACCACGAUGCAGACCUGCUUUCGCGGUGGGACGGUUGCACGGCACUUCCUGACAAGUUCUUGCCAUCAAACCGCAUCGAGCUCUACCUUUCUGAGUUCUGGCAGAUCCGCUUUCAGGUGAAACUCUUUCCAGCUGACACAUUUUUGAAGUGGCAGCUUCCAUCAGCCACCAGUUUGGGCCCGACAAACCGAGGCUCCAACAAGCGGAAGUAG